GCGCGUUUAGCGCUUGUGGCAGCAGCGGCGGCAGCGGCCGAGAGGGCUGGGCUGGUCCGUCAGCUGUGCGGAAAUCCGAAUGUCGGCGCGUCAGCGCACUGCCGCCAAGCUCGUGCUGCGUCCCUACACCAUCACCAAUAGUUGAUGAUGAUCACGCCGCCCUACCCCCAGGCACUUUACCCGAGCGAAGCUUCAAAUUGUUGUGAUGUCUUGGCACAGUUCAGCGAACAAUGAAAACAUUGAAUUGCUCAGAGCUUCUGGAAAAAGGUUAUACGCCAACACCGUCGGAAGCAUACGCAGUGCUGGGCAACUGGGCUCUGUUCCUGGCAGCUGUGGAAAGCCUGAUGGUGGUGACGACAGUGGCGGUGUUUGUGCACGAAUGCCACUACCUCAGUGCCUGCUGGCCCCGCAGGACACUACUCUACAGCUCCCUGGCUCUUGCUGUGUUUCCUGUAACUUCGGUCUGUGCCUUAGUGGCCACCGUGUUCCCAAGAGUUCACGAUGCCACUUCUUCUAUUAUCAUGCUGUAUCUUCCAUUUUCGCUGGUGAUGUACUUUGAGCUGAUCAGCUGCUAUGCGGGGGGCUCGGAGCAGCUUGUCCAGCGGCUCAUUAACGAGCAAAUGCCACUGCGGGGUCCCCCCAUCUGCUGUGUGCUGUGGUGCUGCCCGACACCUUCUUUCUCCAAGCAAAGGUAUGCUGUCCUACGGGUGGUGGUCUACCAGCUGUUCUUCAUCCCCCUGAUUCUGAUCACCAUCAUCUUUGUAUGCACGCUCACAGGCAUCCAUGAAGGGGAUAAGAUGGAGGCGACCAAUGCGUCCCCAUACCUGAUGCUCCUCCAGGCGGGAUCCUUCCUUCUGGGCACGUACGGCUUUGUCAUCUUUGUCAAGCUGGCCUCGCGGCCCCUGCCCCCGCAGCUGCUGCUGCGGCGCAAGUUCACCGUACUGCACCUGCACUUCACCCUGACGCGGCUGCAGCUAGUUGCAUUCAAGGCAGCCGGACUGACGGGCCACCUGCCCUGCGUGCCACCUCUGGCCUCCAUGGUCACCGGAGUCUACCUGAGCAGUGCCAUGCUUAUGGGCCAAGGGUUCAUGGUGUCCACUGUGUCCCGCUACUUCUUCCUGCAUCCGCCGCCGACCUCGACUCUGCCGCUGUGCCCACCAGCCCCAACGUCAGCCCACGUCAACAGCCAUCAGCGAUCGUCCACUGUCUCCCUGCCCCGCCCGCAGGCCAACGCACACCAGGCCAGCACACGGCAGGCCAGUAGCCGAUACCUGGCUGCAUUCACUUACUGACUCUGAGGGCUAGAUUCUAGACAAUGCAUAGCAAAUUGGUCAAUUGAUAUGACAUGGCAGAGUGUUGGCGUGGCCACGAAGUCAAAGUUCACACAUGGCUGUGCCAUCUGGCGAGUGACAGCAGUGGUUCGUCAUCUCCAACAAGGGCAGCUUCCUGCCUGAAAACUGAAGAGGGAUGUGCUUAAACCUACUUUCUUGCUCCACGACGAGCAAAGUGCAAUGUGCUUGAAUUUAGUAGAACUUCUAAUCUGGCAACUCAGCCAUACUUAUUGCCUGCAUGAACCUCAGUGCUGCAUCGAUUAUGACAAGAUAUUAUGGUUGAUAAUGAGUUAUGUCUUGUUACAGCUUCCUGGUAUACUUCAUCAACCUCUCUUCUUUUUCCAUUUUGCAGAUGAAUGUGUGUGCCUAGUGACUCUGUAAAGCUGGGUUUUUAAAGGGAAUGUAAUUUAUACACUAUGAGUGCAGUAUGUUGUGUCUGGUUUCAAGUUUGGAUUAAUUUAGAAUGGAAAGAAUUCGAUUUGCUGUAGUUGCAGCAAUUCCGAGCAACUACACAAGUGAUGUCUCACCUGAGGUGCUAACAAAUGUGUUUUGAAAAAUGACUGCAUGGUUUUGCGGUUGGGUACAGCCUUCUCACUGUGAUUACAGUAUUUGCACAAAUGUAUUGCAAGUUCAUUUUUAUUUUUCUUUCCAAAAAUGCACCUUGUCCUACAUCUGGAAUCAUGCUAAAUUUCAUCUUGUACACUGAGUCACAGCAUUUGAGUAUUUUUUUCUUAUGCUUAAACCACGGAUAAAAUCCUGCUUUAGAUGUUACGUGAUACAGUCAACGUCCAAUUUUUUGUACUUCCUAAGGACUGCAAAAACAUUUGAAAAAUCGGGCGGUCCCCAAAAACAAGUGCAUGCUUGUUUGGGGACCGCCCGAAACAAGUGCAUGCUUGUUUAGGGCUCAAAUUGCCACAGCCACCUCCAAGGUAGCUUUAAAUGCCUGCCUGUAUAAUUAUUAGGCAUCUCGGUGCUCGUACUGUGAUAGGAAAUGGCAGGUGCACACAUGUAUAAUACAGAAACACAUUUUAUGUUCCAUGACAGUGACCCCUUCACACAUUGCCAUAUUGCGGUGUAGCCGACUUUUGGGAACCAACAUUAUGCAACAUUUUAGACCCAUUCCAUACUUUCCGCACUUUGACACCAUCGGCGAGGAUGACGAAGUCAUUGCUAGUGCUGAACAGAGGUAGUGACUUCAAUGAAUGCCAUUUUGGACCUGCAAUCACAGCAAAAAGUCCGAAAAAUUGGCCGGCAAAGGGUUUCAGUGAGCGAAAUUUAGGAUGUUCUUAUACAUUGGCUCUAUGGGGUACGUGGCAUUCCCACAAAGGAGUCCGAAUUAUCAGGCAUGUCUGAAAAAGCGGUUGUUGACUGUAUUACGUAAAGGUAUCUUUCUGCAUGCUAAACAUUGAUGGCAGCGGUGCAAAGGUCACUGCUAGGCUGAGCUGCUCGCAGAUGGAGCUAAGCAAAGGCAGCAUAUAUAAACGAACGGAUCACAGACAUUCGUUUUAUAAGAAUGUGUGUAUGUUGUUGCUGGCUGUGAUUGCUGUACCAGGUUUCAAGUCACAUUAUAGCUGCAACAAUGUGUCUCCUAAAUUUUUAACUUGUGAGAGCUGGCCUUUAUGUUUGUGCAAGUGUUUCAAGCUAUCAGAUGAAGUUUAGCACCAGUCCUAGCUUAGAUCUAUGCUUGGAAAGUUUGCUAAGGAAGUGCAAUAGACAAACAUAUAAGGCUCAGUAGAUGAGUCUUUGUAAUCAAACAAAGCAUUGUGAAAACCAUGCACAACCAUUUUUGGAGUCUGUAUCUCAUUCUGAAAUAGACCUGCUGAUUGGGCCUAGUGGACUGUGCUAAAUAGAGAUGUAGAUUAAAUGUCCUCCAAUGAAUUGGCUAUGCAGAAAUAUCCAUUUAUUGGAUCUUCAUUUUAAAGCCACACCACCUGGGUGACUUACUUUAUGUAGCACUGUGUUUCACAGCUGUACUUGCCUGGUAUAUCUGUGACAACUACACUGUCAUCAGUGGCAACAUGAUAAAAGCACUUUGGAUAGCUGCCUGUAACAUAACAUGUUCACUGAGAAAUGCAGCUAGACUGUUCCUGGUCGCAGUUUGUUUGCCAGACACUCAAUGCAGGCACGAAUCUGGCUGCUAAAAAGUACCAAGUAGAUUAUUGUAGUGUCAUCGAUUCUUCGUGCAUGCAAGUUUUUUUUUUCACUGUUGUAAACAAUGUCUUGUCCAUGAGCUUUAAAGUUCAGUUCACAUUUUAGGCCCAAUUUGAAGCUUACAGAAUAAUUUGCGGCCAAUAUAUUUAUGAGGUAGAGAGAACAGGCAUGUAUUAUGCCGGUGCUUGUGGAUAGACAUUUUGAGGGCAGUGAGAAAUUUGUGGAUAUGAUAAAAAUUAUAUCCCUGCAAAAAUUAAUUAGUUUACAUAACUAGUAUUUACAGAACCAGAGAAACCUCACCAUAGGAGUCUAGAAAUUUACACACUGUGCAUGACCUGCGGAACAUAUUGCUAGCAGAGUGUUUACAUGUUGCAGUUUCUAAAUAUGAUGAAUAACAAUUGGAACUGCCAGCUGCUUUGAUCUCAUGUAGCUCCUUGGACUUAAUUCAUGCCCAAUAUCUAAAAGUAAUAUUGAGCUAAAGCCUGCAAACAACAUUAAAGGUUUCUUCGACCUGCACAUGGGCAUUAAGCUGCGUUUCUGUUAUAACACCUAUAAAAAAAGACGAUGCACUUACUUCUGCUUUAUAUGUACUCAGACUUCACAAGAAGAUCGCUUUUUCGUGGCCUUCAUCAUUUAACAAAGUACAUGGCAUUGUUGCCUGCCUGGUUCAUGGGGAAAAAUGAAAAGCCAAUGUGGCAGGAAAAUUCUGUUUCAUCUUCUCAUUUUGAGAUCACAAUACAAUUCUACAUUAUUAGAACAUGAUUGAAACAAGGCAGCUCAGCAUGUGAAGUCAUUCUACCGCAUCUGCUAUUCACGCUGUUUCCUUCUCUUGUCAACAGGCAGCAUCCAUGUGUAUGUAGCAGUUUGCCUCUGUUAAUACAAUGCUGCUUUUUCUAUUUUUUUUUUUUGUGCAUGAAUCAGGCAAGCUAAAUUAUAUGUGCUUUGUUGAACAAUGUGGACAAAAAAAUGCGAUGUUAUUGCAAAAUUUGGAUGCAAACAAAGCAGCAAUAAACACAUCUCUUUUGAAGUUAGAAUAAGAACACAGCUCUUUGUACUAUGGUUUAUGUUUAACACAAAUAGGGAUGCACAGUCUGUGCAUUGUUGUAGAACUUCCACCCGAAAGUCACUGUGAAAAUUUCAUGAUGAAAAUUUCAGCGUUUCAUGCUGUCUGCUUUAAUUGGGUGAAAGAUUUAAGUUUGUGUGUCUUUCUUGGAAGAAUGCUGUAGUGCAUGGUCAGCUACUCCAGCUUUCAACAGCUUUAAAGUUUUAAAGGUCUUCAUUGUAAUGUCUGAACUAUAAUCAACAUAAAAAAAAGCUGCUCUCAUGACGGAUGUUAGCAACAGUUUCAAAGCUGCUGACUCUAAAGCACCCAGAUAUUUCUGAACCACUGUGUUAACAAAAAAAAAAAAAAAAUAUAUAUAUAUAUAUAUAUAUAUCUUAGUAAAACACUCUUGAUGUUCAGCACAAUGAAUCUUUUAAAAAAGGGAGCUUUGGCAGACAGGUGGAGUGCUUGUAAAAAGGUGAUGUGGUGAGGCAUGACAUACUAUAAACAAAUCAAAUUGCCCCAGCCUCUGCCACUUAUGCUCCUGCUGCUUAUGUAGUUGCUGCUUGUCAGUAUUGACAAGCAGCAACUUCUAUACUAGAUGCAGAUCUAGCCACAUAAGUGCAACUCUGUAAUCGGUGAUGUUGAUUACUAGUUGGGCGUUUUAGAGGCUGCGAAAUAAAUGCAGCCAGCGUCUUGCACUUGAGCUGAAAUUCUGUCUGAGCAGGAGAGGCUGCCAUUGCUCUUUGACAGCAUAAAAGUGUAAUGUGAUGAGUGCAAUGUGCCGUGUUGUGGGACAGACGCAAACAUGGCUUCAUACUAUAGUACCUUUUGCUAUAACUAAGCAGCAGUGGUAGCAAUGUAACUACAGUCACUUAGACAUGUUAUAUAUAUAUCCAACAAAUCUUCUGACGAUGCUGAGAGUUUCCUUCAUCAGUUUUAGCUGUUUCCGAGCCCAUUAAACAUCUCUCCUCGAGCACCAACAAAUAGUUGAACAAUCAGUACAGACACUCUUCAAGUGUAGAUAUCAAGGCAAUCACCUUCCUUCCUGGUAGUACAAUGCUGGAAAUGUUGCUGCAUGGCUCUUCAUGUGCUUAAGAAGCUAUAGAUAAUUGAAGUGCAAUGUAGGUAUUUGCUAAAGAAAAAAAAAUAUAUCCAUCAUAAUUUAAUGUCCUGGACACAGUUGGUAGAGACUAUAUCCACUUUGAAUGACUUUCACGUAUCUGCUAGUGUAAACGAGAUAUUUUUGUGGUUGUUGGUCAAUGGGACAUCUUGUUACUACAAACACUUUGUUAUGAUACAGCUACCAUGAAAUUAUUCAUUUUUCUGAAGUGUGCAAGAGACAGUAAGAUCUUGUAGAGGGAAAAGCAUGAUCAGUCACUUGGAAGUGAGAGUUUAACAGUAACACUCAAAGCCACUUGUGGAAAUUCCACAAGUCAAAAGAGAGUUAACUAUGUCUAUUUUCUUUCAAGUUGUGUUAAUCAAUGCUAACGAGUUAAAAAGCACCGAUUAGCAAGAACUGGAAAAGUGACAUCGUAUUUCUAAUGCAAGCACUUAAAACACUGUUCUGUAUAUAGUAUUACUAAAGGCCACAGCUUCGUAGUUUGCAUAAUAUGGAAGACAUGCAAAAUUACAUAUUCUACUUGUUUUUAUACCCAAUAUAAGCUGAAGCCUUACAACGCAAAUUAAAAAUCAUAUUGAGAUGAUUCUUAUUUUUCUUUCGUAAACAUUUUGACAAGUGAGCAAUAGAUAUGGAGCAAGACUGCCAGAGAUUACCACAUCUUUUGAAAAUAGGAAGUUCUUGACUGCUGGCAGAAUAGUGCGUAACUUAAUUGCAUUGAUUAGAGACUGACCUACGAGCCACUCUUUCACAAAGUCAAUUGCAGUAUUCUGUCUUUCUUUCUUCUUUUUUUUUAAUUCUGUGGACUUGGCUUAUUGUUAAAUUGAAAAUUGUACUACGUACCUUAGGAAUCUAAAAUUUUGCAGUUUCGUCUAGUUAUAUUGGCUACCUGCUGAUUUGAGCAAAAAGCCAGAUCUAGAAGUCUGUGUGAAAUGGAUACGAUGGGGCAUCAGUGACAAUUGAAAGGAAAAGGGUUUUAUGAAUGCUGCUCGUCAGGUUGCACCCCCGACGAAACUUCUUCCCCAGGCAAACUAUGCCCCCUGCUCACCGUCUUUCCUCGACCUGUUUUGUGGUCGUUCCCAAAGUCUUUCUUGUUCAAAGUUUUUUGAUGCAUCUUUUCAGCCUCAUGACACAUGCAAGGACCUACUCCUAAGUCCUCAGCUGUAUCUGAUGACACUUGUUAAUGUACCAGGGUGGAAUGACAGAGUAGUGUCUUUUGUCACUGGAUUGGACAGCGUGUUCUGUGGCAGAUGUGCUGAAACAUGUUUCUCCUUGCACAGGGAAUUAGAGUUGGCCUAGUUGGUUUACGUUCAUCAUGGCAAAACAGUGCAGACGACGGGACGAGUGAAAUAGGUAAGACAAGCACAUUGUCUUGUCUGUUUUACCCAUCUUGUCAGCUGCACUGUCUUGCCAUGAUGUCUCUCCUUACCUCUAUGAAGUUCAUGUACAUGUGUCGUCUGCUGGUGUUUUGAUACAGUGAACCCUUCUUUCAGCAUAUCCCCUUCAGGCAUGGUGUACACAUGUGUGUACAAUUUGUUUUUGCCAAUUCUGUCCAGUGGUGGCAAGAAAAAAAGCCAUGGAGAAUGAGCUUUGGGUGAAUUGAACCCCCUGUCUCCAUAUCACUUCAGUGUGCUGCAUAUUGCUACAGAUGACGACCUUGCUGAAGGCAUUACAAUGUUUGACGAGACGUUUGACAUGCCGCAUUCCUACAGCAAUGCCAAUAGAAUGGAUGCAUGCACUUCGAGCUAGUGAUUCAGCGACUUUUACAUGAAAAUGCAACACAACUGACUGCACAAUAAAUAAGUAUUGAAUUAAUGUGUAAUUAUGACGACUCGCUAGAAAAUCAACAAAAACAAUAUCCUAUAAUGUUGUCCUUCUUGUAAUGGGGUGUCCAGCACCUUGAAAUAAAGUUAUGUAAGCUUGGCAUGUCUAUCAGGAGUUCAUCAUAAUUUGCACCUGGGUUAUUUACAGUGUGAAGUGGCAGUAUUUCUGGCACCUAUGAUGCAUUUGUGUGCAGGAGAAAGGAGGGAACAGAAAAUGGCCUUCCUCAGUAGCCAUAAAACAUUUGGGUGAAGGUGAGUGGCUUUUUGCACCACACCUUUACCCACAUCUUACACCAACAUGUCCAGUAGCUUACUACUCUGAAGCCAUAAGACACUUGCAGCAGCGUAUAUGUUCCCUUGUUUCCCAAUAUGGACUUGACUGGGCCCUAUUAGUAUUCAUCUCAGCUGUAAAUGUGUAACUUAUAUUCCAGAAGAAAGCUGCUAUGAUUCUAUGUACAUAACGUGGCUGUGGCAAAUUGAAAAAUCGCCAAGUAGUGCUGAUGAGAAAUCUUAUUAUGAAUGCUAUGAGGUCUGCUGUACACUGUAGGCAGUAUAUUUGUGAAUGGCAAAGAUUGUUGGUGCCUAAUUGCGCUUUUUCUUGAUUCAUUGGAAAUGCUGUCACAUCAGUGAUCAUCAUUUAUUCACUUGCCGCAUUGUUCUGCUUGAACAGCAGCUUGGGCUUGUUGGUUUUCCAUCCUGGUGUUAACAGUGCAAAACGUAGACAGGGACAUGAGACGAGAAGACAACACCAUGAGCGCUGUUUUAAGGGCAUUCCAAAUUUUUUAGUGCUUCUCCUUAUUAUCAUUAAGUUUACUCAGUGUGCCGAAAUUCAUAACAAGGUUUUACUGGGUGCCAAUUUCUCUUGUGUAUAACCUACCAAAAGAAUUAAAUGUGCAAGAAUAAUGAGAACCGAGGGGCCCGAUUGUUGUUUGAAUUCUGGGUUCUACGUGCUAAAACCAUGGUUUGAUUAUGAAGCACGCCAUAGCAAGGGAUUCCAGAUUAAUUUUGACCACUGGGGGAUCUUUAACGUGCCCCCAAUGCAUGGGACACCAGCGUUUUUGCAUUUCGUUCCAUCGAAACGCGGCUGCCGCAGCUGGGAUUCGAUCCUGUGACCCCGUGCUUAGCAGCGCAACAUCCUAGCCGUUAAGCCACUGCAGCAGGUCGCUUUUUGUUACAAACAAAUAGAAAAGCCAGGGAAAAUAUAGGUAUAGUGAAUUGAAAUUUAGGAAUAAUGAGGAAAAGAGAAGCAAAAGGGGAUGAAAUGACAACAUGCCAUGGGUGGGAGCCGAUCCCACAUCUUGCACAUGAUGUGUGUGGUGCUUUACCAUAGGCUAUAGUGGCAACCAUCCUCAUAUAAACUUUCGUGAGUAUUUGCACUUGCGUAAAGGCUAACCCACAAUUGGAGUGUUAGCCAGCACUACUUGUAGCAAUGGCAACCAAUAUAGGACCUCCUUAAAAAAAAAAAAUAUUCAAGAGUCUCUAAGGUGAAGCAUGCAUUUCUUAUAUUGCAACCUCAUAACUGCCAGAGGACUGCUGUGUUGACCUAGCAGCAAUGAUCAGAAAUCUAAUCAAACUAAACAGCUAAGCAAGUCUUCAAGAAUGUUGUACAAAUGAGGAGGCUGUUAUUCACAUGUUCCUAGAGGUUGCCUUUUCCAUGAUGAUUGAGCUGCAGUAGGCAGUACAGUGCCUGUGCUGCCCACUGUGGCCAGCUGCCCUGUACCCUCGGUUAGUGCAACAACUUUGGGUAACAACUUGUUGACAAAAUUACAUGGAAUUUCAUGUAUUUCCUUGCCUUUUUAGGGAACAUACGCAUUGAAAGUGGUAUUAGGUAGAUAUGCCUAGAAUAGUGAUCAGCUUCAGCUUCACACCUACAACAUGUGUUUGAUACAUAUUUAUUAAAUAAAGGCCAAUUAGUAAAAUUAACUUAUCUGGUUAGCUUCUGAUACAUUGCAUUGGUUAAUAGGUCACUAGUUUGAGUCAAGAGAGCCACAUGGCCUAAUGUGCCAGCCUGGAAUACUCUGUUGCAUGGCAAUUUUCACAGAGAUGAAAGGAGUGACAGCGUUGUCCCUCAUUUCACUAUUCUCAAAGUUGUGCUUCCUUGUCUUCGCCAAUAUGAACCAGCUAAAUCUGCAACAUGUAUUGUGGGCUUUGUGCAUGUUCACUGUGUCAGUAAGCAUUUCAAGGCUAAUCAUAAAGUUUCACCAUGUACUGAAGGACAAGGCUCCAUGCAGUAGACCAACUACACGUGUUUAGCUGAUGUGCAGUAUGCAGCACAUUUAAGUCCUGUUAUGAUGGCAAGUUUAUGGCCUGGAUCCUCAACCAAUUUUUAGUGAACAGGGUUUUAGUGUGCUUGCCUUGAGUUAAAAUGACAUUACGAGAAAGCGAAGCAUCUUUUGAUGCUACCUCAGGCUCCACAUAGCAUUCUGCAAAAGGGGGCUUAUCUUUAGUCAUAUCUUUAUGCACGAAUCAAGCCUAACAUGGGAAUCAGGUCUGUGUUGGCUCUGUUCUCCAUUUUGGAUGUUGUUUUUGGUCAUGCUAGAUGUGCACCUCUGCCACAGAACACAACUGCCACCAGCGUCAACAUAUCAUGUCUUCCUGUUUGCACGCAUGUAAAUAUUGCUGUAUUUUGAGCAUCAGGCUUGUACCUCUUGUCAGUAAUAUGAACACUGCAUGAAAAUUCUUUCUUCUUGAACGGUCUUUUGUCGCAUUAGAGCCAGUAUUAUUGCGUCUCUUGCGAGUUUCAUAUCACAAAUGUGCACUGCAGGACAUUGCUAGCUUGUGUGGUUUACUUGCUGCAUUGUAUUUCAAGGCCAUUGCAGAUCACAUUUGAUGCUGUUUCUAUAUAAGAGGCUAUGUAGGUGACAGUAAUGCUGCAGCUUAGCUAAAUGGCUUGCAAAUGAUUCCUUCAUGAGUGUGUGCAGUUGUCACAGCACCUUAAUUGUUAAGCAGCUUAAAGGAGCACUACAACAGUUUUUUAACAUGGUAUAUAAUCUUCCUUGGGCACCAGAUGAUGUUGUCAUUAACAUUUCUGUCUAAUACUUUUUCUGUAAGUGGGCUACAGAGAUGCUACACAUCAGUUCAAAAGACUUCCCGUGCACUUUAGUUCAUGUCAAAUGAAAUUUACUUCACCAUAAAUUACAAAGUACAAAUGAUGGAGGCACGUGCGAAAUAUUUUGAAGGCAUUACGACAUAUGUAUCCUGUUAUGCACAGAUCCUACAGAUUCUUUGUUUUCCUACCGAAACUUUUUUUUCUUUCAAUGAACUAUGUUAAAUUUUUGCGACUUUUUGUUUAUUGCUAUGCGUAUUAAACAGAAUGGCCAUUUGCCAGAUAUCUUCAACUAUCAAAACUGAUAACCGCCUCCUGCAUAAGCAAAAAAAAAAAGAGAGAGAGAGAGAAGUCUGAUCACUGAUGGGUGGGGAUGCCUCAUCAUGGUGGAGAAUAAAACCACUAUGGCGAUACAUAUACUACGAUAUCUGAGACCAAGCAGUGCAACAGAAGAUUAUCACAUACCAUUGUGAGGUCAUGCCAAUACAAAAGCUUAACACGACGAUGAGCAGAGCAUGGCAGCACAGCUUCAGGCGCUGUUAAAAUGUGAAAAGGAGAGGAAAGCUUCAAGGGAACAGGAGCAUAUGAUUUCUGAUAAUUAUGUUCGUACAAGGUGCACUGAACAACACUUUAUUUGAAUAGGUUUGCGAAUUAGCACAAGACGCAUUAUUCCACGCCUUUUAUGAAAAGUCAUUGUUGGUAUCCUUAUUAAUGACGAUGACCUCACAGCACCUUGCACGGUUCCUGUGUUAAUCAGUCAAACAAUGGCUAUGAUUUUUCAAUAGGUGAAGCACCAAUAGUGACGGCACACAAGAAGGAAUACAGACAGGACAAGGCGCUACUUGGCUAUGACAUCUCAAAUGAAGAUCACGUGUGAAAUAUCACUUUUGCGUGAUGCUUAGUGUGGUGUUAAUAUGUGAAUGCAUAAGUAAGAAACUCAUUAAUUUAAAUCAGCUAGAAAAAUUCACAAAAUUUUGUUUCGUCAAUUUACUAGUGAUUGCUCCUUGUUUCUUCUGAUAUAUGUUUGAUAAAUCUAGUAGUAGCCCUUAGCUUUCCUUCUGUGCUCCCUUUUUUAUGUGAAAGUCAUGAGAAUCACAUGACAAAACAGGUACAACAGAAAUGUAUGAAACUUAUGACUGUAAUCGAUGUAGAUAGAGCUGUUCUUCACGCUUUUUUUUUCUAUCCCCCUGCUUGAAAUAAGUUAUGCAAUGGGUAAUGCAUGUUUUUGUGUGUUCAGCUUAAUGUUUAGAAUCUGCCUAGCAUUUCGCAAAUACAAGGACUAAUGGAGGCUUUGCAUUGACUGGUGUCACAUCCUGCAAACUAUGGCUUUGCCAUUCUAUUGAUUCUGUUCUGAUGUUGAUCUUCUCACAAUGUCAAGCAUUGCUAAUUACGUGCAGUUUCAUAUGACAGUGUACUGCUGCACUAUGCACAUAGGAAUGUCAUGAGAGUUGAGACAUGUGAUCAAUCUGCAGCUGAUUCAGUGCUUAAGCGUUGCCACGUUAGCAUACGUUGCCACCAUUGUUUAACUAUACUAUACUGUGCUGUGCCAAGUCCGUUUCAAUGCUAAAUAUACCACAUGGGCCUACCUGCCUAGAGUUCUCUCACAUUUCUGCGAAAGGUUACUGCAAUUAGAUUAAGUCUGUUCUUUUCUUUCACAUAGGCAUAGCUGAGCAGGCGCUUUGAAUGGCUUUCACAAAUUAACAGGAAAAAAUGACAAUUACAUAACGCUGCAUUAUUGCUCGGUGCUUGCAGUCUAUUGCACAUGUUUACUGUCCAAUUGAGUCAUAAUCAUCUUUUCUUUUGUUUCUUGUAAGAGGUUGCAGCCAAAUUCUUGUGUGUGUGUGCAUGCAUGUGUUCUUGUGCCUAUAUGUGCGAGCAUGCACGAAUGCUUUUGCCGGAGUGUUGAGUUUUCAUGGAGAUCAUUGCCACCAUUUGCGCCUCGCAGAGUGCCCAUCAUCUUCACAUGUAAAACACUGCGUCACAGAAGUGCAGUCUAGUUCUCUGUAUUCCACUUAGGCUGCACACUACUCCAAGCACGAAUCAAAGUUCUCCAGUGAUUUCACUCGACCAAGUGCAUGCAUAAUGCACGGUACUACGUCAUAAUUUCUACAAUUUACUUUUCUAGGUGCACUAAUACAACUGCUUGCAUGUGUACCAUAUUAAUUGUAGGUGCAUUUGCUAUACUUCUCCCACAUCCACAGGCACAAGUCCUUCAAUGUAAUGUACGUAGAGAUUGCCACUGUGCGCCAAGUGUAGUGUUUGUGAGUUUACCUUUUGUGUGCCAAUGCAGUUUGGAACACAAAAUAAGCUAGGCAGUAAGGGCAGGAGCAUUGCAUAAGGUUUAUGGCGUGAUCAUUAUGACCCCUUGUUACAGGUGGGCCUGACUGACUAUGUACAAGGCCCCGCUGCAUCGUCAAAUGUAUAUAUCAGAACUUGGCCCACUACUGAAGGAAUAAAAACAUGUAGGGCAUCAAACAAUGCCAGUUCAGUACUAGAGACAACUUCCCUUUCCUGAGAAUGAACUGUGCAAGUUCUAUUUGCAGUUCACUGCAUGAUAAGUCAUGUGUUACAGCAAACCGUUUAGGGCAAACCGUACAGUGAGACCGUACAGCAGUAAAGCAAAUGAACCAUUCGUAAUUUCAUGUCAUCAUAAACAGCUGAGCUGAGCAACUGAUAAGUGAGAUAAGCUGUUGGAUUAUAGCUAUGGCUGGUGGAAGAUGCUUUCAAGGCAAUCCCUGUUUAUUGGCUCAUCUCCCAACAGAUACUGUGUUACUCAAAUGAAACUAUCAAAAAUAUGUACCCUAAGACAUACAAGGGCACGUGCCAGCAUGUGUUCUGAGUACAUCUUUUUGUGUUGCUACUUUUCACUGGUUUCAACACACUUUUUCUUCUCUUUAAUGUGAGGAAAGUUUCCCAGUCAUAACAGAUGUCACUGAUUCGUCGAAGGGCACAGCUAGGGUGGCCUGGCACUAGAGUUGACGUGGGUGGUCCUAAGCAAUAUAGAGCUGAAUUCUGAAAGUGGGUGGCAAACCAGUGAGCUCUCAGUGGUUUGCCAUCCACUUUCAGAAUUCAGGCAAUACCUGGUUGGCGUCAAGUCCCUCAGCGUCACUGACAAGAGAUUGAUUAUGAGAUCAGCCCGUAGCAUGUGUACCUUCAGCAUCUGUCGGAGGUUGAUGUGUUUUGGUGCCGGUUUCUCACAGUGGAUUGCGCUCGACUUUUGGGAGUUGCCUAGGUUGCGCUGUAUGCACACUAUCCCAUGUCGACACCUGGUGCUGCUGGCAUUGUUGCCAGUGAGUUCACAUGCUGCUGCCCACUGUUUGAGCAGGCUGCACAGCUGUCUGCCCGGUGCAACCUUUUCUAACUGCAUAGUGUGUGCUCCCCAUACAACAGGCAUUUCUUGUGGUUUACUGGCAAGAGCUACAAGGAUGCAAUUUGAAGGCAAGCAUAGAGGAGCCAGUGCCUCUUGCUGCUUUUGUUUGCUGGAGAGACAGACAUUCAGGUCCAGGGAAAUUUACUUGCAUGCUGUACCCUGUGUUUUCUGUAUCGCAGUGUUUAGACCAGUGCAUCGAAAUGGAACGGAAAUGUAAGCGAAACACUAUUUAUUAUUUUGUCUCGAAGUGAAACCAAAAUAUUUUUUAUGGAUUUCAGUUCAAGGGGAAAGUCAGCAAUCUGAAACAACCGACAUAAGGCAAUGUCAGCAUUAGAGUGUAUCUCAGGGGUUCACAUUAGCACGUAUAUCAGGCAGGGAUAGUGCUAGCAAUAGCCCAUCUGGAGCUCCACUAAUGUAAGCCUGUCGCUCAGGGCACUAGCAGAUUGGUAUCGUAGUAAAACCUAGGGCUUGCACCCUGAAGAGCUUAUCAUCUUGUUUUCUAUAGGUACAACGCUUUGUAACCAAGUUUUGUGUUUCAUUUAUGUUCAUUUAAGUUUACUUUAUCGAAACAAUACCCUCGCAUUUCGGCAAGUACACUCGAUGACAUGUUGCUUCUGAGAUCAUCCUCGUUGCCUUGACUUAAUGCACUGAGCGUGGCCUCAGAAUUCAUAAUUCAUAAUGAAUUCAUAAUUCAUUACAUUGCUUCAAAAAUUUUUACAAGAGGAAGAACGUUAUGAACUGUUACGAAUCAUUUUGUUUUUUCAUUCCAGAGCAGAACCAGAAUGGAACUUUUUCAGUGGAACGAAAGACUUAUCAUUCGAACACCCUGGUUUAGGUACUAUUUUAGGUAUACACAUCUGAUGGGAUCAUAAAGAUAUUUGAUUUUGAUACAGUGUUGGACAUGCGAGUGAAAUUUAUACAGUGAUCUGCAUUUUUAUUUUAAGGCAUCAUUUUUUUUCUUUUUUACGUGCUGUUGCUUUGCUCUUGCUGAAAUUUCACUACAAAAUCAGAUUUUUUUGGUCGACAUCAUUGAAUAUAGUAGCACUUCACACCGUUGCUUACAUGGCUUGUCUGGAAGAAGUAAUAAAUCAUCGUCACAUGUGUGCAUGAACUGCUGCAGGAGCUUGAACUGGCAUUCAGCAACAUAUUGAUUUGGGUUAGCUGAUAUCAGAUUUAUAGUACUCUAACAAUGGUGGACACGCGACAAGAAAUUAAGAAAAUUAAACAUUCUCCCAUGCUUGCAGAGUAUAACAUGAACUGGUUUUGCUGACUGUCAGCAGUUAAGCCACAGAAUAAGCUUAACAGCAAGUAGAGUGGAUAACAGCAAUCAAUUGUAAGGUUUCAUGUCUGAAUUAAGCUGCACAAUGGGCUAUAAGGAAAGCCAUUGUCUCUGGAUUAAUUUUGAUCACCUGUGGUUCUUUAACAUAUGCACCAAAAGCAUCGGUAAAGAGUGUUUUUUGCAUUCUGCGCUCAUUGGAAUGCAGCCACUACAACUGGGAACUGAACCAGUGUCCUUGUACUCAGCAACGGAAUGCAUAGAAACACAGAUGCAGGAGGCUGACUUCACGGAAUGACAGUUCAUGUGGAAAUUUCAUUUCAUUGCCUCGCUCUAGUUGAAUUCACAAAACAGGGUCACAUUUUGAAAUUAAAAUAUGGAGCAACACAACUCGCAAAUAUGCCUUGCUUUCUUGUUAGUUCACACUCUCUCUCUCUUCCUGUCAUCUUUGUUUUCCCCUUUCCCAUUCCCCCGGUGUAGGGUAGCCAACCGGACGUUAUUCUGGUUAACCUCCCUGCCUUCUGCUUUUCUCUUUCCUCCUUCCACACUGGGUGUGAUUGAAAUUUCUUUCCAGACUCCCUAGGACUACCUGGAGAUUAUGCUUUCAACCAGUGAGUGUUGGCAUAUGCAGCCUCUCGGGCAGUCCUGGGCAGUCCAGGACAGUAUUUCUAGAAGACCCACUGAUAUAUUUGGUGGCGAAAACAGCAAGUCCGUGACCAUACAGCAGCUCACUUACACUCGCAUGUACAACAGCUUUCUCUUUUUCCGGACAAAGGAGUCAAGCAACAACGCAGACCAAAAAUGUAGUCUUGUAGCACAAGUUAAACAAGGCAGUGGCAAGUGCAAGGUAUUUAUUCUUUUUUUGAAGUUGAAAUGAAAAUGCAGGUACCUAUACUUGCUGUUCGAUAGCAGCAGAUGGAAGUAUGCAGUUCCCAGCGUGAGUGGUUGCUGGCUGAUGAAAUUGUGAAAGUUGCUCCCGCAUUUAAAUCUGGGACAUUAUGUGCAAAGCACUUGUCACAAGUUGGUGAGGUGGUAGAAAAGAUCCAGGAUGAUUAAGCAGACAGGUCACAUACCCUGCCCACACGCUCUGAAAUAACAUCUUUAUCAUGCUGUACUUUUAUCAGAGUACGUCUAACAAGUUCAUCUAGAUAUGCAUGUUUUUGGAUGCGUUCUGCCCACCGAGGAUUGUUCUGGUUCCCUGGUGUGGUGACAUGCGUGCUCCUCUGUGCCGAACUCACAACUGAUUGCUGAAUGCAACAUCUUUUGCAACAUUUUAUUAGACUGGUGAGCAUGGCUUGCUCAGCCAAUCAACAUGUAAUGAAAGUAGGUGCUGCGCAUGUGGAUACCAUGGCCUACGCAGGGUACGCUGAAAUCAGUGUAAGGGAGGAUGCAGAAUCAAUAUGAAGUUCACAAUGUGAAAUUCAAAACUUGAUUCUUGCUGCAUCACAAACAUGUCUAGGUUUGUGUUGCAGCACACUGUUUUUGUGCUCAUGUUACAAGCUGACAUUGUGUCUUUAGACAAAUUGUUUCUGCCACACUUCAGCAAUGUACAAGGGGCAUUUCUACUGCUUACUACUAUGGAGCACUACUACGUCAAACGCUUACUACUACGUUAAGCAUAGUUUCGUAGCAAUGCCAUAUACCCGAGAUUGAUUUAUGAAAGUAUUGCGUUUACACCUUGCAUAAAGUACUUGAUGUUUUGCUAGACUACUGCUGUGAACCAUGUAUGCGGGAUUAUUUAAUUCAUGCUGUUGAGAAGAGCAUUUUCAUAUUUCUUUUGUAUGUUGGUGUGCGUAUGUACAUCACAAGGUGCAUGUCACUGAACACGGUAGACUUUGAUGGAAGUGUACCAUUACAAAUCGACUGCUUGUAGGCAAAGGGAUUUUUGAUCGUGCUCAUACAGUCUUUUUGCAUGGUCUUGUUGGUCUCCAUUGUCAGUUUACCAAUUGCUUAUACCCUGCGAUAUAAACAUUUCUAUAAACAUAUUUUAUGAUUUGGACAGUUGUUUGCACAUUGUCGCUAAAGUUUAAAUGACAAGGCUUAAGCAUGUCUGUGAUUGUAUUUUUUGAGGUUUAUCUUGUAAACAGCUUUGUCAGUAUCAGUUGUAAAAUAUCUCAUGGCAUUAUCUGCCCCAUGAACAUGGGUUCAUGUAUGCUUGUGGCGUCAGCAUCUUGUGUUGUUUUGAGAUUCCUCCUCACGUAUAGGUGACAGCAGAAUGACUUUGCAAAAAAUUAUAAACGUGGAGGGUGAUUCCUCCGAAUGUCGUGCAUGCUCUCAGCCUUAAUUGCUGACUCCUUAAGAAAAGGGAGAUUGAAAAACGUGAACAGUGUUCACAGUGCACAUGUAAUAGGGUGAAAAAAAGAAAGAAAGAUAAACCUUCUUGUUCAAAGUCUUCAGAGAGUUGAAAUAAAAUAGUCUACAGUUUCG
Dermacentor andersoni is the source of this 17586-nucleotide messenger RNA. RefSeq names its product organic solute transporter subunit alpha. NCBI's taxonomy places the organism in Eukaryota, Metazoa, Arthropoda, Arachnida, Ixodida, Ixodidae. The record is from RefSeq and is a predicted model, not a curated record.